Molecule: messenger RNA, 717 nt
Organism: Talaromyces marneffei
Lineage: Eukaryota; Fungi; Ascomycota; Eurotiomycetes; Eurotiales; Trichocomaceae
Exons: 2
Coding region: 1-717 (238 amino acids)
Biological process (GO): dTTP biosynthetic process; dTDP biosynthetic process; dUDP biosynthetic process
Cellular component (GO): cytoplasm; cytosol; nucleus
Molecular function (GO): dTMP kinase activity; ATP binding
Source: RefSeq, a predicted model, not a curated record
AUGGCGGAGUUAUCAGCAAUUGAUAAGGAGAAGCGCGGGGCUUUGGUUGUGGUGGAAGGAUUGGACCGUGCGGGAAAGUCCAGCCAGUGCGAAUUGCUGUACAAGAGCCUGUUGGGCAUGAAUUACAAGGCCAAAUACAUUCGAUUUCCAGAUCGGAGUACGCCUAUUGGCAAACAAAUUGAUAGCUAUCUACGCGGCGAGUCGCAAUUGGACGACCAUUCUAUACAUUUGCUCUUCUCGGCAAACAGAUGGGAGGUGGCCCAGAGUAUCCAGAAGGAUAUUGCUGAUGGAACGACGGUCAUAGUGGACCGCUAUUCAUAUUCCGGUGCCGUUUACUCUGCUGCGAAGGGAAAUCCCAAUCUGUCGCUUCAUUGGGCGUGGCAACCAGAGGUAGGCUUACCUCGUCCCGACCUCUGUCUUUUCCUAAGUAUAUCUCCCGAGGAAGCGGCAAAGAGGGGGGGCUAUGGUGUCGAGCGAUACGAGACUGACUCCAUGCAAAAACGUGUGAGAGAUCUGUUUCUCUCGCUGUUAGAUCUGCCGCAUAAUGAUGAAAUUUGUGUUAUUGAUGCUGGACAGUCGGUCGACGAAGUUGCGCUGGAUAUCUUGGAGCCAGUCCUAGAGUGUAUGAAGAACGUGGACUCAAUAGGCCCACUGAAAAAGCUUGGGCCCUGGACAUUUAUUCCCACGGGGGAGAGUUCAACCGGCCGGAAAGAUUAG